This is a messenger RNA of Penicillium angulare, 2184 nucleotides long. RefSeq lists its product as uncharacterized. The record is from RefSeq and is a predicted model, not a curated record. Gene Ontology annotation, cellular component: membrane. Lineage: Eukaryota; Fungi; Ascomycota; Eurotiomycetes; Eurotiales; Aspergillaceae. The coding region runs from base 1 to 2184 and encodes 727 amino acids. The transcript is spliced from 3 exons.
AUGGCUGACCCUACUGUAGCCCCCAUCAAUGGGGUCACCUCCAAUGGCGAUGAAGCUCCGAUUGUAGCCUCCAGUACCGGCAACGGCCGUUUCGAACUGAUCUCCGGUCCGCUGAUCAACCUCAAGAACAUGCACUACGAGUCUACGGCUGUGUGGAACGGAAGUGUAUUGAUUGUCACCAAGCCAGGCCAGGACCAGCCACAAUUGCAUUUGCGCCAACUUGGUCCUGUCUCGUCCGAAGGCCAACUUUCAUCCCACGCCCAGACAGACCAGACCAUCGCCGGUCUGAAGCUCUACGAAGACCCACACAAGGCAUUCUGGCGGUUUUCACUUGAUGUACCCGUCGAGGCCUACGAGGCGAGCUGGGAAUACGAUAUUCCAGGUCUAUACAAUGAAUCUGAGGAGCAGGUCAAAAAUCCCUGGAACUUUGUGGUCCCCGCAGAGGACCAGUCUAUGCGCAUCAUGUUCCACUCAUGCAACGGAUUCUCUGUUGGCACCGAUAUGGAUGCGUGGUUGGGACCCAAUCUGUGGAAUGACGUGCUGCGCGUCCACGGAAAGAAGCCCUUCCACGUUAUGGUUGGCGGAGGCGACCAGAUUUACAACGACGGAAUUCGAGUAGAUGGUCCCCUGAAGCAAUGGACAGCCAUUAGCAACCCCCACAAGCGCCGUACCCAUGAUUUCAGCGAACAGAUGCGUGCUGACUGUGACGAGUACUACUAUGCUAAUUACGUGCGCUGGUACAACACCGAGCCUUUCCGAGCUGCCAACGGCAGAAUUCCCCAAGUCAACAUUUGGGAUGACCACGACAUCAUUGACGGAUUUGGCUCAUAUACCGAUCAUUUUAUGCAAUGCGCAGUCUUCCGUGGUAUUGGUGGCGUUGCCUUCAAGUACUACUGUCUGUUCCAGCACCAUAUUGCUCCUCCCAAGUCGACUUUCACCACCGAUGCGCCUCAGACCAUGCAUGCAGUCAAUGGCACUGCCGGUGCUGACCCCCGUCAACUCGAAAACACAUUUGUUCUUGAUAGCCAGACUGAGGAUGAUAGCUGGAUUAUCGGCAAGCGCCCAGGUCCCUAUGUAGAGGAACGCAGCCGCAAUUUGUACAUGCGAUUCGGAAAGCGCAUCGCGUUUUUGGGUGUGGAUGCUCGAACAGAGCGCACCCGCCACCAGGUCAACUAUAACGACACCUACGACCUUCUUUUCCAAAGAGUCGCGCGGGAAAUUGCUGCUGCUAACGGCGAAAUCAAGCACUUGGUCGUUUUGCUGGGUGUCCCAAUUGCCUACCCGCGUCUGGCGUGGCUGGAGAACAUUCUGACUUCCCCCAUUAUUGCCCCAAUUCGUCUGCUGAACAAGCGUUUCGGUGUUGCAGGCGGUCUUUUCAAUGAAUUCGAUGGACAAGUCGACUUGCUGGACGAUUUGGAUGACCACUACACUGCUCGCCAACACAAGCGUGAACGUAAGAUGCUGGUUAAUCGCCUGCAAGAGCUUGCCCGCGUCCACUCUGUACGAGUUACUAUUCUGAGCGGUGACGUCCACUUGGCUGCCAUCGGACGUUUCUACUCCCACCCCAAGUUGAAUUUGGCUGGUGAGAAUGACCACCGCUACAUCGUCAAUGUUAUCAGUAGUGCCAUUACCAACAAGCCCCCUCCCAAGGCUGUGGCCAACCUCCUAGCCCGCCGGAACAAGAUUCACCAUCUUGACCGUACCUGUGAUGAGACAUUGAUGAACAUGUUCGACCAGCAACCCGGCGGCCAAGAGAAGAGUGCCACAUGGAACAAGGUGACUAUGCCAUCGCGUAACUUUGCUUGUUUGACUGAGGUUGUCGCUCCCGCCUCCAAUGGAUCUUCUGAAGAGCCUGUAAGCACCAAGCUUGAUCGUCUUCCUAAGGAUGGCCACGCACCCCUUCACAGAGGUGAAGUUGAAGCAGGCACAACUCACAAGGCUGCCGAUGGUAUCAGCAGCGAUAGUGGCACGUAUGGUGGUCUAGAUGUUGCGAUCCGUGUGGAGAUUGACCCACAUGACCGUCAAGGAACUACCGAGGGCUAUGGCUUUAGUAUUCCCCCUCUGACCUCUACUGCGCCACCCCCAUCCCGCCACAGCCUUCGCUCUCGCAUUUCGCGUCAAGAUGUCCAUCAUGAUGCGCACGCACAGGCCGAGCCCGCAGGACGCCCAUCAACAGCUCACUAA